AUUGCUGACCCUAAAAAAACAUAGCUGUGGGUUUUUGAAGUGUGAGGACGCUCUCACUUGCUCUGGCAAAACAAGUUCCUGUAAUUAAAUCGCUGGUGGGGUUACCUAAUGCUCCUGUGCAGUACCACAGGGGCGGGAAGAUGAUUGCUAAACCUGUCCUGGGAGUCCCUACAAGGAAGCUCUGGCAGUUUUCACAUAAGUAACACAGAGAAAAACCACUGUCACCAGACAGAGAUGGCACUUUUUGGAGAUUUUAACUUUUUCUGUUCCACCACCGUGCUGGCUGCUGCUGUUCUCUUGCUUGUUCUUUAUCUCGUAUCUGUCAGUUACAUUUCUAAGGAAAGGGGGAAGGAACCCCCAGGGCCGAGACCUCUGCCUCUGCUUGGCAACCUGUUGCAAAUUGACCUCAAGAGACCCUACAAAACUCUGUAUGAGCUUUCAAAGACAUAUGGGUCAGUAUUUACAGUUUAUUUAGGAACCAACAAAGUUGUGGUCUUGGCUGGGUACGAAGCAGUCAGAGAGGCACUGGUUAACUAUGCAGAGGAGUUUGGAGAGCGCAACAUCUCCCCGAUAUUUAAGGAUCUGAAUCGAGGUCAUGGAAUUUUGUUUGCAAACGGAGAAUCGUGGAAAGAGCUGAGACGUUUUGCCCUCACCACCCUGAAAAACUUUGGGAUGGGCAAAAGACUUUCUCAGGAUAAAAUCCUGGAGGAGUGUGGCUCCCUGAUUCAAGUGAUUGAAGAGCAUAAAGGAAAUGCUUUUGAUACAGCUCUUCCAAUAAAUUAUGCAACAGCCAACAUUAUCUCCUCUAUUGUGUACGGUACCAGAUUUGACUACGGUGACCCUGUAUUCAAAAGGAUGGUGAAACGAGCCAAUCAAACCAUAUGUGUCACAGGUUCUGCAUCAGUCCAGCUUUUUAACAUGUUUCCCCGGCUGUUCGGUUGGGUAAAAAACCGCCAGGUGGUGUUAAAAAAUGUUGAGAUGAAUGUCAGAGAUAUAAAGAAUUUAACUAAGCAUCUGAAAGACACUCUGGAGCCUGGACUGUGUCGAGGGCUUGUGGACUGUUUUCUGAUUCGGAAACAGAAAGAAGAAGACUCCUGUGUUUUGGAUACUCACUACAAUGAGGAGAACUUGACAUUCACAGUGAGCAACCUGUUUGCUGCUGGCACUGACACCACAGCAGCCACACUGAGAUGGGGUUUGCUGUUAAUGGCUAAAUACCCACACAUACAGGAGCAGGUCCACGAGGAGCUGAGCCGGGUAGUAGGGAGCCGUCAAGUUUGUAUAGAUGACCGGAAAAACCUGCCGUACACUGAUGCAGUCAUUCACGAGACUCAGAGACUGGCGAAUAUUGUCCCCAUGUCUCUUCCUCAUCAAACUAGCCAAGAUGUCACCUUCAAGGGAUACUUUAUCAAAAAAGGAACUAUUGUGUUUCCCCUUCUCACCUCUGUGCUGUAUGAUGAGAGUGAAUGGGAGAGCCCACGCACUUUUAACCCUUCACAUUUUCUGGACAAGAAUGGUCAAUUUGUCAAGAGAGAUGCCUUCAUGCCCUUUUCUGCAGGUCGCCGGGUGUGUCUCGGAGAAAGUCUGGCUAAGAUGGAGCUCUUCCUCUUCUUCACCUCCCUCAUUCAGCGCUUUCGUUUCACUCCUCCACCUGGAAUCACAGAGGAUGAACUGGAUCUCACACCAGCUGUGGGAUUCACCACCCCUCCUUCAUCUCAUAUGCUGUGUGCUGUCAGUCGCCAGUGAGAGACACAUGGAACUUGACAUUAUAGCGUUUACUUGUAACAAUAGCAUAAGCACUGUUUUGAUCAUUCUAACCCAACAGGAAACAGAUGUCAGCAUUCUGAACACCAGGCAAAGGCAGAUGUCAAGGGAACAGAUUUUUCUGACUACUUUUUGGUUUUACUCCCUACAGUUUCAAACAAAUAGCUGUACUUUCUACUUAUUAUGUUUCAAAACAGGCUCAUUACUUUGGCUGUAACGCAUUUGGGGGGAGUUAUUAUCUCAUCAUUGUGGACCUUUGUUUGUUUAUUAAUCACCAGUGGAUAAAAAAAGAUGACAUGUGUCAAAGUCAGGGAUUAAAAGUGAUUUUUGUAAGUGUCAGUAAAUUUCUAAUGCAACUUUCCUCUCAGCUCAACAAACAUCACAAACACACAAAGUGUUUGUGUGCAGUUUGUCUCAAAGUGUGUUGCUAGCUAAAGGUCCAGCUGCUGUAUUUCACACUGAGAGAACAGAAAGAGCCAACUUCACUCAGAGAUGGAGAAAGAUAAGAAAGACAGGACAGGAGAGGAAGAAGUGAGGUUAGAUUCAAAGGUAAGGACUGCUCAGCGGUAUCUGAUAAACUGGAAAUUUAAAGCUUACAUGGAAGUCAUGAUGUUUUUAAAUCAGAUGUACAUGUGACAUCAUGCUUUUUCAUGUUGUGAAACAUGCUGUGAAACAAACUGAGGUAGACUAACUUUAUUAUCUAAAGGUUGCAUGAAAACCUUGUUGCGGGUUAGUCCAGGAUAAACAGGUUAGUUUGUCCUGUGAAAAGUAAAGAACACACUGCUGUUUAAGAACAUUGUGUGACUGGUGCACAGUGGCUGUGGUUUCAUGGUCACAGUUGGGUUACAUCAAGUGUAGCAGAGAGUCAUCUGAAUUUUAGCUGAUGAUGCUGAGAUCCAUUCACCGAAUUCCACCUUCAUACCAACUUUAUACCAUCGGAAAAAAAGCCAGGAUAAA
Molecule: messenger RNA, 2721 nt
Organism: Oreochromis niloticus (Nile tilapia)
Lineage: Eukaryota; Metazoa; Chordata; Actinopteri; Cichliformes; Cichlidae
Product: cytochrome P450 2K1
Exons: 9
Coding region: 235-1746 (503 amino acids)
Biological process (GO): xenobiotic metabolic process
Cellular component (GO): intracellular membrane-bounded organelle; cytoplasm
Molecular function (GO): iron ion binding; heme binding; oxidoreductase activity, acting on paired donors, with incorporation or reduction of molecular oxygen, reduced flavin or flavoprotein as one donor, and incorporation of one atom of oxygen
Source: RefSeq, a predicted model, not a curated record